Molecule: messenger RNA, 1161 nt
Organism: Fonsecaea erecta
Lineage: Eukaryota; Fungi; Ascomycota; Eurotiomycetes; Chaetothyriales; Herpotrichiellaceae
Exons: 1
Coding region: 1-1161 (386 amino acids)
Biological process (GO): base-excision repair
Molecular function (GO): catalytic activity
Source: RefSeq, a predicted model, not a curated record
AUGUCAAAGCGCGUUUCGGCAGCUACUUCGGGGGUACGACGAGUGACCAGGAGUAGUACUACUACGUCUGCGUCAACAAGAGGAAACAGUGCACAAAUCAAGAAGGAAGAACACGACCAAACUGCCAAGGCCGUCAAGCAAGAGCAGGAAACCCCCAAGAAGAAGCGCCCUGCAGCAUACUCAGAAGAGACACCUGCCAGGAAGAGGGUCAAGAAGGAGGAAGACACUGGUUUGAUCAGCCCAACGCCGUCUGAUGAUGCAUCUGCUUCGACCUCUUCUCCAAAGAGAGUCAAGCCCAAGAAGUCAGGACCCUCCGAUCUGAAGGCGAAGAAACUCAAGUCCUAUGCCCAAUUUGCCAACCAAUCUCCAUUCCCUGACUUUCACCAUCCGACACCUGAAGAAUGCAAGGUCGCCCACAAAAUCCUCGCCUCCCUCCACGGUCCUCGAAUCCGUCCCAAAGAAGUGGUUGCGUCGACGACGCGGGCAGGAUGCGGUGACUCGCCCACUGUCCUCGACGCCCUGGUCCGCACCAUUCUCUCUCAAAAUACAAGUGACGUCAAUUCCACGAGGGCCAAGAAGAGUAUGGACAAGGUAUAUGGGGGAAGUGAUAAAUGGGACGCCAUUGUGGCCGGAGGUCAAGCGAAGCUGCAAGAAGCCAUCAAAUGCGGCGGGCUCAGUGCGGUCAAGAGCAAAGUCAUUAUGAGCAUCUUGAAGCAGACGCACGAAAAGUAUGGCAAGUAUUCUCUAGACCAUUUACACCAUGCAUCCAGUGAAGAAGCCAUGCAGGAGAUGUUGUCCUUUCAGGGCGUGGGCCCCAAGACGGCCAGCUGUGUGCUGCUGUUCUGUCUGCAACGUGAGAGCUUUGCAGUAGACACGCAUGUGUGGCGCAUUACGGGCUUGUUGGGAUGGCGACCUAAGAAUGCCACGAGAGAUGAGACGCACGCACAUUUGGACGUCAUGAUCCCGGACGAGGACAAGUAUGGGCUGCACAUCUUACUGGUCACGCACGGAAAACGGUGCGAGGAAUGUCGGGCCGGAGGCAAAAAUCUGGGCAAAUGUGAAUUGAGAAAGGCCUUUCGGCAGAAAAAGAUGGCGGGCGAGGCAGGAGAAGUAGCCCAGCAAGAGGAGAAGGCGGCAGUCAAGAAAGAGGAGGCAUCGUGA